Syngnathoides biaculeatus (alligator pipefish) is the source of this 1055-nucleotide messenger RNA. It is a transcript of the gene tceanc2, whose product is annotated as transcription elongation factor A (SII) N-terminal and central domain containing 2. Gene Ontology annotation, cellular component: nucleus. Gene Ontology annotation, biological process: DNA-templated transcription. The coding region runs from base 275 to 898 and encodes 207 amino acids. The transcript has 4 exons. The record is from RefSeq and is a predicted model, not a curated record. Lineage: Eukaryota; Metazoa; Chordata; Actinopteri; Syngnathiformes; Syngnathidae.
UUCACGCAUAUCUAAGAAUGAAAUAUCACAACGCUAUGUAUAAUAGUGUACAGUAUGCAUUCCGGGUUUUUUUACUCGGACUGGGAAUUUUAUGAAAAAAAUAAUCGGGCGACUCGAGGGGUAUUCUCUAGUGAGGAUCGUAUUUUCCGAUAUGUAUUUAAACGCACCGUAAGUGUCUCUGUGUUGCUAGCUUUAGCAGCAGAUGUUUUGUUUUAUUUUGAUUUAUUUUAUGAGCACUGGUUCUCAAAAUAACUUUUCUUGAACACCUCUCGUGAUGGACAAGUAUGUCGUGCGGCUACCUAAGAAAGAGACGCCCAAGACCUCGAGGAGCACCGACAAAGUGUACAAGCAAACCACCAUAGAAUCCUUACGGAGAGUGGUCGUCAUUGAAGACAUUUUGCGCUGUAAAUCCACACUGGAGCUGCCUGGACAGAGCAAUGACAACAUGAUGAGUGCCUUGGCCGAGCUGAGCAAAAAGAUGCCCUCCAAAGAGGUGCUGAAAUCCACGAAAAUCGGUCACACCGUCAACAAACUGCGGAAGCACCCGGACCCCGAGGUGAGCUCGGCGGCCGCCGGGGUUUACUCGACUUGGAGGACGUUCGUCGAGGAGAAUUCCAACAAGCCGUCCAUCGAAGUGCGCUCGGACAAGCGAUCGGAAGAGCUCAGGAGCAAUGCCAGGAGACUCCUGGCCGAGGCCCUUGAACUCAAGGAGGACUGCGGCCUGGUAGACAACACGGAGAGGGAGGUGUUCCACCAGAGCGGCCGGCGAGUCAGCGGCCCGUACCGGAGGACGGUGCGAGCGCUGGUGUUCGCCUUCAGACGACAGCCCGAGCUGGGAGCUCAGCUGAAGCGGGACCAGGCCUCGGUCGCCCAGCUGGUGUCCAAGUAUAAGAGAUGAAUCUUUGAUUAUUAACAUUUGCUUUUUAUGCACCUAAUGUCUUCAUUGUAUUAAAUGUUAAUAGGCAUUUUAUCAUUGUGGAUGUAUUUUAAAAAUGAUUGGUUGAUGUUUUUAUACUGUGUUGAAAACGUGAAUUAAAUUUUUUUUAGAAAUUGUA